This is a messenger RNA of Nelumbo nucifera (sacred lotus), 2076 nucleotides long. RefSeq names its product omega-3 fatty acid desaturase, chloroplastic-like. Gene Ontology annotation, molecular function: oxidoreductase activity, acting on paired donors, with oxidation of a pair of donors resulting in the reduction of molecular oxygen to two molecules of water. The record is from RefSeq and is a predicted model, not a curated record. Gene Ontology annotation, biological process: lipid metabolic process. NCBI's taxonomy places the organism in Eukaryota, Viridiplantae, Streptophyta, Magnoliopsida, Proteales, Nelumbonaceae.
CUCCUUCCCGUCUAUCUCCCAGUAACAAUACUAUACUAUACAUAUAGGGCCACGAUAGAGGUGAAUCGACGAAGCAGAAACGUGAGGUUCUUGUUAAAGAUUGAGAGGGAGAGAAUCUAUCUUCGUUCAUAGUGUUAUCUCUUCUUCUCCUCGCAUUUUUUUUCCUUUUUCUUUAAUAAUUUCUAUAAAGUAUCUCAAGCCCCAGAUUGACUCUGCUUCCUCUAUCUUUUCUCUACAUCUAUUAUAACCAUACGUGUUGGAGAGCUACAGAUCUCUAGAGCUCUCCAUCUGGGUCUCGCUCUCCAAUGGCGGCGAGCUGGGUCUUAUCAGAAUGCGGUCUAAGACCUCUGCCUCGCUGUUUUCCUCGGCCCAGAACUGGAGUUUUCUCCAACAACCCCACCAAGAUUAGUUUGCCUGGGUGUAAAGGAGGUGGCGGUGUUCGUGGGAUAGAUCUCAAUGUUUCUCCGAUUUGGGUUUCAGGCGCGCCUACGGACAGAGAUUGGGGACUCAAGGUAAGCGCUCCCGCCAGAGUCGCACCUGUUGAGGAUGAGGACAGCGGAGCCAAGAAGAUUAAUGGCGUCAAUGGGAUUAAUGGGGUCGACAAAGAAGAUAAGUUUGAUCCUGGUGCGCCUCCCCCGUUCCGAUUGGCUGACAUCCGAGCUGCCAUUCCGAAACACUGUUGGAUCAAGGACCCUUGGCGCUCGAUGAGCUACGUCCUCCGGGAUGUUGUUGUGGUCUUCGGCUUGGCGGCAGCUGCGGCUUACCUCAACAAUUGGGUCGUUUGGCCUCUUUACUGGGCUGCACAGGGAACCAUGUUCUGGGCUCUCUUUGUCCUCGGCCAUGAUUGCGGUCACGGCAGCUUUUCCAACAACCCAAAGCUAAAUAGUGUGGUUGGGCAUUUCCUGCAUUCCUCAAUCCUUGUACCUUACCAUGGAUGGAGAAUCAGCCAUAGGACUCAUCACCAGAACCAUGGGCACGUUGAGAAUGACGAAUCAUGGCACCCGUUGACCGAGAAGAUUUACAGAACUUUGGACGAUAGUACUCGAACAUUGCGGUUCAUGGUGCCUUUCCCCAUGUUCGCAUAUCCAUUCUAUCUGUGGAGUAGAAGUCCUGGAAAGACGGGUUCCCACUUCCAUCCCGACAGUGACUUGUUUGCUCCUAACGAGAGGAAAGAUGUGAUUACAUCCACCGUGUGUUGGGUAGCAAUGGUGGCAUUGCUUGUGGGGUUGUCCUGUGUAAUUGGUCCGGUCCAAAUGCUUAAGCUCUAUGGAGUUCCCUACUGGAUUUUUGUCAUGUGGCUUGAUAUUGUAACUUACUUGCAUCACCAUGGCCAUGAGGAUAAACUUCCAUGGUACCGUGGAAAGGAAUGGAAUUAUCUGAGGGGAGGACUUACCACGCUUGAUCGUGACUAUGGUUGGAUUAACAACAUUCACCAUGAUAUUGGGACCCAUGUGAUUCAUCACCUCUUCCCUCAAAUCCCUCACUAUCACCUGGUUGAGGCAACAAAGGCGGCGAAGCCUGUACUUGGGAAGUAUUACCGGGAGCCUAGGAAGUCUUGGCAUCUACCAUUUCACUUGAUCGGAGAUCUAAUAGGGAGUAUGAGACGAGAUCACUAUGUCAGUGACACUGGAGAUGUUGUAUACUAUCAAACGGACCCAGAGCUUUUUGGAUCUUCAAAGACGAAGUCAGCGUAAUGUCCUGGUGUCUUUUCAAGUUAAAUGAUUCUCAGUGACCAAUCUUCAUUGUUAACAAUUAUUGCUGGUGGUUUGAAACCUGCCUCCAAUAAUGCUUCUCUCUGUCAAAUUCCACGGGGGGAGAAGAGAAAUGCAUGAAGAUGGAAGAUGAAGCCUAUUCUUUUAAAACAUGGGCACAAAAGAUUGCUGUAGUGGGGUAUUUAUUCCAAUAUUUAGUGGGUAUUAUUUUCCUAUUAUAGUUAAGGAAACAUUUCUAUUUGUUUACCUUGAAUCAUCUUAAGCAUCCCUCAUUUCUCAUUCACAUAAAAGUUAUAUAAAGGGGGAAAAAGGGAAAAAAAUAUGAAAAGAUUAUAAUCUCUUUGAAUGCUUACUUUCAAUUCAA